AUGUCCUACAGCAACACUACACAGAAUCCUCAACCUACAGGUGGCAGUGAUGAAUCCGAUCUAUCCUCUCGUAUUUCAAACGUCUCAAUAUCAUCUGCACAGUCAGCUGUGCAAAUCAUCAAAGAAUCUCCAUUCAUUGAACGCUUAAUGAACAUGAUCAGCAGAGAUAUUGAUGAGCUCGAUAACACAGCAACCGAUCUCAGGAAUUGGCGCAAGCAAUUAGAUCCAAAUACAUAUAAACCAGUAGUUUGGACACAUGAGAUGACCUGCGCGUAUCAACAGUACAAAGAUCUUGUCGGCAAAAUUGGAAGAAGCCACCAGGAAUUCCUACGUUGUGAGAGAAGAACGAAGGAAGAAAAAAACGCCACACCAGGACAGCAUAUCCUUUGCGCAAAGCUGGCUCUUCAAUGGGGCUGCGAUGCUUUAACGGCGGCAGAUGCACGACUUGAGUUCUUGAAAAUAUACCGGAAUGCCUAUAAGCUGGACAGUAUCGAUAAUCAUAUUGAGACAGCACAGGAUGUUAUAACUAGUGGCAAGAAGGCUCUAUAUAACGCAAAAAAAUGUUAUGACAGUGCGUAUAAUCAUUUCAGUUAA
Molecule: messenger RNA, 594 nt
Organism: Xylaria bambusicola
Lineage: Eukaryota; Fungi; Ascomycota; Sordariomycetes; Xylariales; Xylariaceae
Exons: 2
Coding region: 1-594 (197 amino acids)
Source: RefSeq, a predicted model, not a curated record